Molecule: messenger RNA, 2715 nt
Organism: Pteronotus mesoamericanus
Lineage: Eukaryota; Metazoa; Chordata; Mammalia; Chiroptera; Mormoopidae
Product: calcium-activated chloride channel regulator 1-like
Exons: 14
Coding region: 1-2715 (904 amino acids)
Biological process (GO): chloride transport
Cellular component (GO): plasma membrane
Molecular function (GO): intracellularly calcium-gated chloride channel activity
Source: RefSeq, a predicted model, not a curated record
AUGGUGCACAAUCUGACUGUUAUUCUGGUCCUAGCUUUAUAUCUCUUGCCUGGAGUGAAAGGUUCAAUGGUAAAUUUGAAUAAUAAUGGAUAUGAUGGCAUUGUCAUUGCAAUUAAUCCAAGUGUACCAGAAGAAGAAAACCUCAUUCAAAACAUAAAGGAAAUGGUAACCGAAGCUUCUACUUACCUAUUUCAUGCAACCAAACGAAGAUUUUAUUUCAGGAGUGUAAGCAUUUUAAUUCCAGUGACCUGGAGAUCAAAAUCUGAGUACUUAAUGCCAAGACAAGAAUCAUAUGACCGGGCAGAUGUCAUAGUUGCUAAUCCUUACCUAAAAUAUGGAGAUGACCCUUAUACACUUCAAUAUGGACAAUGUGGAGAAAAAGGACAAUAUAUACAUUUUACUCCAAACUUUCUUUUGACUAAUAAUUUGCCUGUCUAUGGAUCCCGAGGCAGAGCAUUUGUCCAUGAGUGGGCCCAUCUCCGAUGGGGAGUAUUUGAUGAGUACAAUGUGGAUCAGCCAUUCUAUAUUUCCAGGAACAAUGCUGUUGAAGCAACAAGAUGUUCAACUCAUAUUACUGGGGUUAACGUGGUUUUCCAGAAAUGCCAGAGAGGCAGCUGCAUAACAAAGCCAUGCACCCGUGACUCACAGACAGGGCUGUAUGAAGCAAAAUGUACAUUCAUACCAGUAAAAUCCCAGAAGGCAAAGGAAUCCAUAAUGUUUAUGCAAAGUCUUAAUUCUGUGACUGAAUUUUGUACAGCAAAAACACACAAUACAGAAGCUCCAAACCUGCAGAACAAAAUGUGCAAUCGCAGAAGUACAUGGGAUGUAAUCAAGGACUCUGACGAUUUUCAGAACGUGUCUCCUAUGAGAGGAAAGAAUCUACCGCCUCAUCCUACAUUUUCUUUGCUCAGGUCCAAACACCGAGUAGUCUGUUUGGUGCUUGAUAAAUCUGGAAGCAUGGCUGCUGAAGACCGUCUCUUACGAAUGAAUCAAGCGGUAGAACUAUACUUGAUUCAAAUUAUUGAAGUGGGAUCAUUGGUUGGGUUGGUCACAUUUGAUAGUUCGGCUACAAUCCAAAAUUAUCUUAUGGAAAUAAACAAUGAGAAUGCCUACCAAAGUAUCACUGCGAAUCUGCCCCUACAAGCUAAUGGUGGAACUUCGAUUUGUGAAGGACUCAGAAAAGGAUUCGAGGUAAUUAUCCAAAGUAACCAGAGCACUUCUGGUUCUGAAAUCAUAUUACUAACAGAUGGAGAAGAUAGUGAAAUAAGGUCAUGCCUUGAAGACGUGAAACGAAGUGGGGCAAUAAUCCACACCAUUGCUCUGGGACCUUCUGCUGACCGAGAACUGGAGACCCUGUCAAGUAUGACAGGAGGACUUCAGCUUUUUGCCAAUAAAGACGUAAAUGGCCUUAUUGAUGUUUUCAGUAGAAUUUCAUCUCCAAGUGGCAACAUUACUCAACGUGCUAUUCAGUUGGAAAGUAAAGCCAUGACUGUUACAGGAAGUAAAUGGAUAAAUGGUACAGUGUUUGUGGAUGGUACAAUUGGAAGUGACACUUUCUUUGUUGUCACGUGGACAAUACAAAAGCCAGAAAUUCUUCUCCAUGAUCCAAAAGGAAAGGUAUAUAAAACCACGGCUUUCAAAGAAGAUAGACUAAAUGUUCGAUCUGCCCGUCUCCACAUACCAGAUAUUGCAGAGAAAGGUAGUUGGACAUACAGCCUUCUAAAUAAUCAUCGCGACUCUCAAACACUAACGGUGACUGUGACUACUCGAGCAAGUAGUUCUACCACACUGCCAGUAACUGCAACUGUUCACAUGAGUCAAAAUAAAGCCCAUUACCCUAGCCCAGUGAUUGUUUAUGCACGAGUCAGUCAAGGGUUUUUGCCUGUUCUUGGAGUUCAUGUAACAGCCAUUGUAGAAGCCGAAAAUGGACCUCAAGUAACAUUGGAACUCUGGGACAAUGGUGCAGGUGCUGACGCAGUCAAAAAUGAUGGCAUCUACUCAAGAUAUUUUACAGAAUACCAUGGAAAUGGUAGAUACAGUUUAAAAGUACGUGUCCAGGCAAGAAAAAACAUGGCUAGGCUAAGUUUAAGACAACGGCCGAACCAAUCUCUGUAUGUACCAGGCUAUGUAGAAAAUGGUACUGUUAUACCGAACCCACCCAGACCUAAAACCAAACAAGACACAGCAGCUACUGGAGUAGGCGACUUCGACAGAGUAGCCUCUGGAGACAUAAUUACUAUAACAGAUGUUCCUCCUGGUGGUAGUGGUACUCCGAUACUCCCACCCAGUAAAAUUACAGACCUCAAGGCUAAGUUUAAAGAUAAUAUUCAACUUUCAUGGACUGCCCCUGGUAGUGUCCUUGACAGAGGAAGAGCCCACCAUUACAUUAUAAAAAUAAGUACGCAUCUCCGGGAGCUUGAAGAAGGUUUUGACAAUGUUACUUUAGUGAAUACUUCCAGUCUGAUACCUAAAGAGGCUGGCUCAAGAGAAAGUUUUGAAUUUAAACCAGAACUUUCUGAAAUAGAAAACGGCACUAGUUUCUUUAUUGCAAUUCAAGCCAUCAAUGAAGCCAAUCUCACCUCGACUAUUUCUAACAUUGCACACGCAACCAAGUUUAUUCCUCCCCAGGAACCCAGUGCCCGUGAUCUGGGUACCAAGGUUUCUGCAAUCAGUUUGGCAGUUUUAGGAUUAGCUGUGAUUUUAUCUAUAUUUUAA